Messenger RNA from Globicephala melas (long-finned pilot whale), 3087 nucleotides. RefSeq names its product COMM domain containing 7 (gene COMMD7). Gene Ontology annotation, molecular function: NF-kappaB binding. Lineage: Eukaryota; Metazoa; Chordata; Mammalia; Artiodactyla; Delphinidae. Gene Ontology annotation, biological process: tumor necrosis factor-mediated signaling pathway; negative regulation of DNA-templated transcription. The record is from RefSeq and is a predicted model, not a curated record.
CAUCCCCAGUGCCUGGCAUCUAGGAGGCAUGCCCUAAAUAUCUUCUGAUGCAUAGUAACGAUGUUAAUGAUAGCAGCUAGCCAUUGGUUGAGGACCUCCAGUGUGCCAGGCUAUCUUCUAAACAUUUUAAGAGGGUGAGCGCAUUUAAGGCGCCACCCCCGGGAUCAUUUUACGGAUAGUGAAGCCGGUUCCGAGAGGCCAAGCUCUGAGCCCAGGGGGAGAUCACGCAGGGAAUCCCGCGUUUCACCGCUGUGCUGCUCAGCGCCCUGGACAGGGCAUAGCGGUCGCGGGUAUCCAGGGCUCCGCGAGGGCGCCCCUGCCCCGCCCCACCCUGGGUCCGCGCGCGUCAGCGGCUCGUGAGGGCGCACCAGGAACCGGUCCGAGAGGAGCUCGGCGGCGGCGGCGGCCCGUGGCGAAAGUGCGGCUGCGGAAGCGCGGCGAGGCCGGCGGCGCGAAGGAGGAAGUCCGGGGAGGCGCGGGAGCUGGGGGUCUGCGGCGCCGAGCGGACGCCAUGGGCCGCCUGCACUGCACGCAGGACCCCGUGCCCGAGGCCGUGGGCGGCGACAUGCAGCAGCUGAACCAGCUGGGCGCGCAGAAGUUCUCAGCCCUGACGGAAGUACUCUUCCACUUCCUAACUGAGCCAAAAGAGGUGGAAAGGUUUCUGGCUCAGCUCUCUGAAUUUGCCACCACCAACCAGAUCAGUCUCGGGCCCCUCAGAAGCAUCGUGAAGAGCCUUCUCCUGGUUCCAAAUGGUGCCUUGAAGAAGAGUCUCACAGCUGAGCAGGUCCGGGCUGAUUUCAUAACUCUGGGUCUCAGUGAGGAGAAAGCCACUUACUUUUCUGAAAAGUGGAAACAGAAUGCCCCCACCCUUGCUCGAUGGGCCAUAGGUCAGACUCUGAUGAUUAACCAGCUUAUAGAUAUGGAGUGGACAUUUGGAGUGACGUCUGGGAGCAGCGAACUGGAAAAAGUGGGAAGUAUUUUUUUACAAUUAAAGUUGGUGGUUAAGAAGGGAAAUCAAACUGAAAAUUUAUACAUAGAAUUAACCUUGCCUCAGUUCUACAGCUUCCUGCACGAGAUGGAGCGAGUCAGAACCAGCAUGGAGUGUUUCAGCUGAUUUCUGUCCCCCUGCAUCUCCACCUCGCCCCCUCCCUGCCCCCUCCUCCUCCCCGGUGACUGCUCAGAGAGGCCGCUGGCUCCCAGGCCUGUGGCCGCUCCUUUGGGCCUGCUUGCCUCUUGGGAGCCCAGGUGCAAAGGUUUCUGAAAAACAAAGGAUUAAGUACUUAAGGAGCCUGAUAGGCUGGUCCUGAAGAGUCUUUGUUGAGGGACCCUCCACGACCUAUCUCCCAGGUCACGGUUUAGAUAUUCAGAGAAGCGAUUGCAUCUCAGAUGCAUGGGAGGAAAUAAGUUGAGUCACCUCCCUUUCAAAGUUCCAGAGUAAACAAAUGGUCUAUCGCUCAAGAUACGCACUGACGACCUUCCCCCGCAAAAGAACGAGGACUUAUUUAUGGCUGAGGAAGAGGUGGACUCUGUGAGUGACACACGGGGGAGCCCCCAGCGGAGUUUGUAAGUUUGUGGUGGUGGUGCUUUGCUGAUCAGUCUUUAGUGGACACCUGUGUAAGAAUACAUGCUGGGUCUGCUCUGAAAAAAACUGAGGCUUCACUUCAGGUUUUGCCCUGUUGUGUGUAAUGAGGUGGGCCUUUUGAGGCGAUUUCAGCUUGUUUCGGUUCAAGCUGACCUUCUCUGGUGGUUAGAAGAAUAAAAAAGGUUCUGAAGAACAGAUCUGCAUCUGGUCGUAUCUAUGCAUGGAUUAAAGAGUCACCUGCCUUUCAGAGAGCUAGUGCUCUUAUCUUCAAAAAUUAUCUUCCUGGGCUUCCCUGGUGGCGCAGUGGUUGAGAGUCCGCCUGCCGAUGCAGGGGACAGGGGUUCGUGCCCCGGUCCGGGAGGAUCCCACAUGCCGCGGAGCGGCUGGGCCCGUGAGCCAUGGCCGCUGAGCCUGCGCGUCCGGAGCCUGUGCUCCGCAACAGGAGAGGCCACAGCAAUGAGAGGCCCGCGUACCGCAAAAAAAAAAAAAUUAUCUUCUUGAUUUUGGUGAGGGCCCUGGGUCUUCAGUGAAAUUUGCCGUGGUCCAAAGUGGGAAUUCGUAAGAUCAGUUCAGGGAAAACUGAGGUUAAAAACAUCAUAAAAAGCGGAGUGGAUGAAUGCUUUGUGUUUAGUACCACCCUGGCACGUAAGUUCUCCUCCUCCUACCUCUCCCCUUCCCCUCAGAAAUUUUCCAAACUUUUGAGUAGAUUAUACAUGCCCAUGAUUCAAAAAAUACAUUGUAGAGUAAUUCCUUCUCCCGCCCCACUCCCCACUUACCUAGUUCCCCUCCCCAGAGGGAACACCUGUCAUGAGUUUAUUCUGUGUUCAUGCAUUUGCAAAUACACAGGCACUGAGUUUGACUUUUCUUCCCACACAAAUGGUAGCAUACUGUAUACACACCGUGUCCUGCACCUCACUUUUUCCCACUUGGAAAUCAUUCCACAUCAGAACAGAGAGAGCAGCCUCAUUUUUUGAACAAAUGGAUGAUUUAUUUAACCGCUUUCCUGCUGAUGGGUGUUUGGGUUGUUUCCAUUCUUUUUUUAUAUAUAAAUUUAUAUAUUUUAUUUAUUUAUUUUUGACUGCAUUGGGUCUUCGUUCCUGUGUGUGCGCUUUCUCUAGUUGCAGCAAGCGAGGGCUACUCUGUUGCGGUGCACGGCCUUCUCAUUGCAGUGGCUGUUCUUUUUUCGGAGCACGGGCUCUAGGUGUGCGGGCUCAGUAGUUGUGGCUCGUGGGCUGUAGAGCACAGGCGCACACGGGCUUAGUAGCUCUGCGGCAUGUGGGAUCUUCUUGGACCAGGGCUCGAACCUGUGUCCCCUGCAUUGGCAGGUGUAUUCUUAACCACUGCGCCACCAGGGAAGUCUCUCCAUUCUUAUUUUCUUAUGAACGAUGCUACAACUGAAUUUUAUAUACCAUUUUACAUGUGGGGGAGUGUAUUUAUAAGGUAAACGUGGAUGUGGAGUUGCUGGGUCAAAGAAUAUGUGCAUUUAUCAAAGAAUAUAGAAGGAA